UUACAAAACGUCAGCCGGCUCUCUCCAAGAGUGAGUGGCAAAAGAAGCUGACACCAGAGCAGUUCCAUGUCACGAGAGAAAAAGGGACGGAGCCGUCCCAUGGACUGUAGCCUACCAGGCUCCUCUGUCAUGGGAUUCUCCAGGCAAGAAUACUGGAGCAGGUUGCCACUUCCUCCUCCAUGGGAUCUUCCUGAUACAGGAUUUGAACCCACAUCUCCUGCAUUGGCAGAUGGAUUCUUUACCACUGAGCUACCAGGAUGUCACAGACAAGGAGGCUUAAACAACAGACAUUUGUUGCUCACAGUUCUGGAGGCUGAGAAGUCCAAGAUCAAGCCUUUCAGUGGGAUCUACCUGAAUAACAAGGAACCAGGGAUGUAUCACUGUGUCUGUUGUGACAGCCCACUCUUCAGCUCUGAGAAGAAGUUCUGCUCCGGCACGGGAUGGCCUUCGUUCUCCGAGGCUCACGGGACGUCUGGCUCUGAUGAGAGUAACACGGGGAUCCUGAGACGUGCAGACACCUCACUGGGACUGGCUCGCACAGAGGUCGUCUGUAAGCAGUGCGAAGCUCACCUCGGCCAUGUGUUCCCCGAUGGACCUGGGCCUUCUGGGCAGAGGUUCUGCAUCAACAGCGUGGCGCUCAGGUUCAAGCCAAGGAAACACUGACCACCUCCAAGAGUCCCCUUCCCUCCAUCGCCACUUCCUCACUUCCAAAUUCAAUUCGCAGAACUUAUGUGAAUGACUUUUUGUGACCCCAUGAGGUGUAGCCCGCCAGCCUCCCUGUCCAUGGAAUUCUCCAGGUAAGAAUACUGGAGUGGGUAGCCAUUCCCUUCUCCAGAUCUUCCCGACCCAGGGAUCAAACCCAGAUCUCCCGCAUUGGAGGCAGAUCCUUUACUGUCUGAGCCACCACGGAAGCCUGAUGUGAACGACUACCCGUUGUGAAUGGUAGUUUCAUUAACUACCACACCAAGGCUAAGUUCGCUGCUGGCAACACACAAACCACACCUCUAAUUUACUACCUGGAGUCAACUCAGCCCUGGCUCUGGCUUUGACUAGAACUUCACAAAAUGACAGAGGGACAACUAUUUCCAUUAAAUCGACUUCUGUGGGCUUUGUCUGGACCGGAGGACAUGACUCUCUAGGGAUGCUUGGAGGCAGAUGGAUAAACCAAAAAAAAAUUCCUACAGAAUGACCCUGAACUUUCCAUCGCAGUUAAGUUCUUCCCAGACAUAUACAUGUGAGAGAUCAAGUGAAAAGAGGAAGGAAAAUAUGGCAUUAGAGUCCUCCACAGUUCCAGCAUGGAAGGAGGCAUUGAGGAAAAGGAGGAGGAGGGUUGUGGACAAGGUGGGUUUCAGGAGCAUGCCUGGAGAUCCAUGGGAUGCGUGAUUUUUUUCUCCAAAACGUUAAUAAACUGUCCUGAACAUUCUAGUUCCAACCUCUCUACCUGCAACUAAAUUUGAAGGGGAAUCUGCUAGAUUUCAGUGAUAAUGAGUACAAGUGGUUACAAAGUUAAACUUUAAAAUCUCCAAAUAAAAUAUUUACUAAAAUUU
Molecule: messenger RNA, 1547 nt
Organism: Dama dama (fallow deer)
Lineage: Eukaryota; Metazoa; Chordata; Mammalia; Artiodactyla; Cervidae
Gene: MSRB2
Product: methionine sulfoxide reductase B2
Exons: 6
Coding region: 67-663 (198 amino acids)
Biological process (GO): protein repair; response to oxidative stress
Cellular component (GO): cytoplasm
Molecular function (GO): peptide-methionine (R)-S-oxide reductase activity
Source: RefSeq, a predicted model, not a curated record